AUGUCUCGUGACGCUCGUGAGGAUGUGGUUUUCACGUCAAUAAAAUCAAAUUUAAUAUCAGGGAUAAAUCAAUAUCACAGAGAAAUUAUAAAUGUUGAAAAAAUAUUCCAAUUUCCAGCUGUGAGUGCUGAUAUUGACAAGGAUUUAACGUAUCAGGUAACGACUAAUUUACAUCAGUUAACUAGUAAUUAUUAUUAUUGUUAUAAUAAUAAACCAAAGAAAGACUUUAAUAGAAUAAAACCGUCUGUCGAUGAAGGAGCCAUUAAUUUGAUGGAAUGGAGUUCGUUUGACCAAACAAGUUCUUGUCCAGCUCUAUCACACGAUUUGUUAACCCAAGACAAGCACGAUGACAGCGACCAACAAACACCAGUGCAAGAUGAUACUGGGAUGGAGACAGUCGAUGACAUUGAGAAGUGGUUAGAAACAUGUACUGAUAAUUCUCCUGCUAUUUCAAUUAAAGAAAUGGAUCCGAUUAAGUGUCAGCAGCUCGAGGUCGUCGAUACGUACCUAGGCGAUGAGAUGCCUCAUGCGUUCAUGGAGAAAGAUUCCCUUUCAAUAGACAUUGAUUUGACAGAUAAAAAACUGAGUCACAGUCUUGGGUACGAUCCGAUUCUAGAAGAGCUGCAGAGUGAAAAGUUCCUCGAGGUUUGUGAAAAAGAUGGUUUUACAAUGCCGGAGUUUCAACUCGACCAGUUGGAGCCUUUGACGCUUGAUCCCAAUGACAUGAUGGUAGCUGGUGAAAUGUUGCCAUCAACCAGCAUCAACAAUCCAUCAACGACUCUGGCUAUCAAUGGGCAUCAGGAUAUUUACACUGAUGAUAUUAAAAAAGUCAGUUGUAUAGACACUGAUGAUAUUUGCGAAAAUACGUCUCAAGUUUAUGAUUUAAAUGAUAAAUUUAGUGAAGACGAUGGGGCUAAUGUUGAAAAUAUUGUCCAUAUUAUCAACGAGAGUGAUUUGAAUGACUAUGAAGAGGAACGUGACAGCGAUGAUGGUAAUAUAGAUAUCGGUGAAGAAAAUAAAAUAUUGGAUGAUAUUGAGACGGUGGAUGCGGCAAUGAUUGACACAGUUGAUGCGUCAUUGUCAAAUGCCGAUGAUAAUAUGUUCAAGGAGUGUAAAGCUAUAAGUUUACUAUCCGAGAGUCAUAAAGUAUCUGAUAAAGUAGAGGCUGGUGACGUAACUGAACAGUUUGUUGGUCAGGAAGUACAAGAACAGGACCAGGAAAAAAGCAAAGAAGAAAUCAUGGCUGUAGUGGCAAUUUCGACAGACAAGCGUUCAAAUAUGACUCAGAUUGUUAUCAAUACUGGCAAAGGCGAACAGAUAUACAGAGGUAAAACUUCUGAGUUAAUGGAAGCUACUGGUUAUUUUUCAAAAAGUCCUAAAAUAAAAACCAAUUUGAGUAAUAAUACAGUAGAAAUUAACCAUACUGAGGUUCCACUUAGUGGAUCGUUGAGCAAUCAAGAAGCUAUUAUAUCAAAGGCACUCGAAGAAUUGGGGUUCAGCGAAGAAAAUUUAAUGUCUGUGACAAUGCCUGAUAAUGGUAAAAUGUGGAUUUGUCCUAGGGAGGAUUGUCGUAGAGAAUUUAAUCGCUUGUAUGCAUUGAAAGGUCAUAUUUUAGCUCAUUAUGGCGUUCGUCCCUUCAAGUGUGAUCAGGAAGGAUGUACAUGGGCAUUUCAUUCGGAAUUUAAAUUGAAACGACACAAAGAAACUCAUUUGAAACGUAAAGAUUACGUGUGUCAAGUUGAAGGCUGUAAUAAACGUUUCACUACUGUUUAUAAUCUAUGGACACAUGAGAAAUUACACACAAGGCCCAAUCGGAUUGCGUGUCAAGUGCCUGAAUGUGAGGAAAAAUUUCAGACUAAGCGAGCGCUAGAGUUACACAUGAAAACACACGAUCAGAGUCACGCGCCAUAUGUUUGCAUGCAUGAAGGCUGUGGUAAGCGUUAUUACAGCAGCAAUGCGCUGACAUCUCAUCAGCGGUGCCAUAGUUACAAGGAAGCUGAUAUCAAAUGUUCGUGGCUGGGCUGUGGGAAGAUAUUCGACAAGCCUUGUCGGCUUAAAGCACACUUGCGAUCUCAUACUGGGUCCAAACCGUACCUAUGCACAUUUGCUGGGUGCUCCUGGGCAUUCACGUCGUCGAGUAAGCUUAAGAGACACGAAAAAAAGCAUACUAAUGACAGGAAGUUUAUUUGCGAUGUUACAGGAUGCAACAAAGCCUUCAUGCGCUCGGAACAUUUGAAGGAGCACAAGCUGACACACUCCGAGGGUCGAUACUUUCAGUGUUAUAUUUGUGAAGCGAGCUUCUCUGCCAAAAGCAGUUUGUAUGUACACAUUAAAAAACAUCAAAAUAAAAUAGCUCCUGAGUAUGCACCUGAGAGUAUUCAGCCUUUGGAUACCAAGUUGACAUUCACCAAUGGUGAUAAUAAUUUCUGCCAUAGCUUACCAAUAGACUUGGAGUCAGAGAUGGUAGAUAAUGACGUACUACAAGAGUCAUUUAUUCCUGAAAAGUAUGUCAACUCUUCGAGUGAUAGUGUUAUGAUUGACAAUAAGACAGUAGUAAGUGAAAUAAUUACGGCAAAACCUAAAUUUACAUGCCCAAUUAACAAUUGUACGCGGACUUAUAUGAAAAAAGUAUCAUUAAAGUCACAUAUUGUUAAAUUCCACGGUUAUUCUAUUGAAGAUAAUGAAUUAAGUCAGUCCUCAGAGACAGAUUAUGUAUUGUGUGCUAAUAAUACUAGUGUAAGUAAUAAGGUAGAAACGACGAGACGUAUCAACGUCAACGCAGAUGGAGAUAUUGACAUUGUUGACACAGUAGCAGAGAUAACGUGUUUACCGGAACCUAAACCGCCACCGACGAAUGAAAAAUUACUAAAAAAUAUUAAUAAUCGUGGUACAGAAGCUAGUAAUCAUGGAUCCGCGAGAACUGGACUGACUUGCGCGGAUAUUUUGAAAAUAAAACGUGAUAAAAAUGAAUCGUUUGAUGACUCAGUGAUUGGGGCAUCUGAUGUCGUACUCGGUACUGCAGAUUUAGCUGAAAGUUUAUUACUGCCAGAUGAAUUAUCUUCGAUGUAUUUUCAUGAUGAUAUGGGUAGUGAAUGUCAAAUUUUGUUACUUGACUCUACUACCGCUGAUUCAGAGACAACUGCAUAUUAA
Molecule: messenger RNA, 3150 nt
Organism: Cotesia congregata
Lineage: Eukaryota; Metazoa; Arthropoda; Insecta; Hymenoptera; Braconidae
Source: the annotation of a GenBank genome assembly